UGCAUUCAUCGGGAUCUGGCUGCACGAAAUAUUCUUCUCACUCAUGGCCGAAUAACAAAAAUCUGUGACUUUGGCCUGGCAAGAGAUAUAAGGAAUGACUCAAAUUAUGUAGUCAAAGGAAACGCUCGUCUUCCUGUGAAGUGGAUGGCACCUGAAAGUAUUUUCAAUUGCGUCUACACCUUUGAGAGUGACGUCUGGUCUUACGGGAUACUGCUUUGGGAGCUUUUUUCUUUAGGAAGCAGCCCAUAUCCAGGGAUGCCUGUGGACUCCAAGUUCUAUAAAAUGAUCAAGGAGGGAUACAGGAUGUUCAGCCCCGAGUGUGCGCCGCCUGAAAUGUAUGACAUAAUGAAGAGUUGCUGGGAUGCUGAUCCUUUACAAAGACCCACAUUUAAACAAAUUGUACAGCUGAUAGAGCAGCAGCUUUCAGAUAAUGCCCCCCGGGUUUAUGCAAACUUCUCAACUCCACCUUCCAGUCAAGGGAAUGCUCCAGAUCACUCGGUGAGGAUUAACUCGGUGGGUAGCAGUGCUUCAUCUACUCAGCCUCUCCUGGUACGAGAAGAUGUUUGAGUGGCAUCUGGGAGAGCAGCCCAGAUGUUUUAACUGUUUGUAUUGUGCAGGGGGUGAGAGACGGACGACUUCAAUAAUUUCUCUUACUUUUACUCACUACUACCACUGUGUAGCUGAAACAUUGUUGUAAUACUGUCCUUUACCACACGCUGUUACACAUAAACUUAAUCUGCUGAGCACGGUUACAGGCAUCAUUGCAAUGUUAACUGAAGCUGUAUAUAUUUUGCUAUAUUGUGUGUAUUUGCAGUAGAGAGCCAGAUCUGAAGAAAAAAACAAACAGCCAACAAAAGAUAUCGUGAGCCAGGUUGUGGAACGAGAUGACUGCAGAUCAAACCAAAUCUGCAGUGAUCCUUCUCUGGAUCCGUGCCUGGAAGGAGUACAGUCAUUUUUCUAGUUAAUCCUGUUUUGCUGAACUUAAGAAAUAAAAGAAUA
Leptosomus discolor (cuckoo roller) is the source of this 999-nucleotide messenger RNA. Lineage: Eukaryota; Metazoa; Chordata; Aves; Leptosomiformes; Leptosomidae. The record is from RefSeq and is a predicted model, not a curated record.